Messenger RNA from Wyeomyia smithii (pitcher-plant mosquito), 1260 nucleotides. Its product is annotated as probable serine/threonine-protein kinase nek3. Bases 1 to 1260 code for a protein of 419 amino acids. The transcript has 5 exons. Lineage: Eukaryota; Metazoa; Arthropoda; Insecta; Diptera; Culicidae. The record is from RefSeq and is a predicted model, not a curated record.
AUGUCUGAUCAGGUCGACAAUACUGACGUUAUAAUGGUGCUGGGGGACUACAACCUCCCACACCUAAGAUGGCAAUGUGAGGCGGAUCUGAACGGUUAUUUGCCCAGUAAUGCAUCGUCUGAACAAGAGAUAGCACUUACUGAAACACUAUUCGCCUGUGGUUUUUUGAACAAUCUCACAAAUGUGAAUGGGCGCUGGCUGGACUUGCUCUUCAGUAACAUGCCGGAUGAAGUCGAAGUAGACGAGCCCCCACACCCGCUGCUACCAGUUGAUUGUCAUCAUAGACCAUUCGUUGUAUUGCUCGAUGCUCGUUGCGAUGUGUUAAAUGCUGCGGAUCGACCAGCCGAAGUGGAGCUAAAUUUCAGGCGGUGCGAUUUUGAUGUGCUGAAUAAUGCUCUUGCCUCUAUCGACUGGCAACAGCAUCUGGUUAACGAAUCCGUCGAUUUGGAUAUGUCUACUUUCUAUGAUAAACUGUUUGAGAACAACAACAACAACAACAACAACAACAACAACAACAACAACAACAACAACAACAACAACAACAACAACAACAACAACAACAACAACAACAACAACUCUACUACUACUUCGUCUGCUACUGCUUCUACUACUACUUCGUCUGCUACUGCUUCUACUACUACUUCGUCUGCUACUGCUUCUACUACUACUUCGUCUGCUACUGCUUCUACUACUACUUCGUCUGCUACUGCUUCUACUACUACUUCGUCUGCUACUGCUUCUACUACUACUUCGUCUGCUACUGCUUCUACUACUACUUCGUCUGCUACUGCUUCUACUACUACUUCGUCUGCUACUGCUUCUACUACUACUUCGUCUGCUACUGCUUCUACUACUACUUCGUCUGCUACUGCUUCUACUACUACUUCGUCUGCUACUGCUUCUACUACUACUUCGUCUGCUACUGCUUCUACUACUACUUCGUCUGCUACUGCUUCUACUACUACUUUUGUAACAGGCAGUAUCAUAUCAAGUCACGUCACUAUCAACAACAACAACAACAAGAACUCCAAGCUUCCUAGGGCCUACCCGUACGGAAUAGCUGAAGCGUUACAAAAUGCGAGAGAUCCGUUCGUUCUACACUUCCAGCGGCACCGGGCAAGCAACCUGGCGGCGGCCGGAGGCACGAAGCCUUUCAACGCGCUUUUGUACCAACAGGGCUCCAACUCUCCCCCUGAAGCGCAGUGUACUGGCAUCAACGGGUAUGAACUGUACAAUUUUCAUAUUAAAUUGAUGGGAUAA